Molecule: messenger RNA, 1248 nt
Organism: Vicia villosa (hairy vetch)
Lineage: Eukaryota; Viridiplantae; Streptophyta; Magnoliopsida; Fabales; Fabaceae
Product: protein CHLOROPLAST J-LIKE DOMAIN 1, chloroplastic
Exons: 10
Coding region: 173-994 (273 amino acids)
Cellular component (GO): chloroplast membrane
Source: RefSeq, a predicted model, not a curated record
CGCAUACACGCUAAAUUUUGUCCGUUCACGAACACGACUCAACCGUCCGAGUGGGAAAUUGGAGUGUAGUUGGUGCCAAAUAUUUACAGUUUUCUUCUCUACCAACAGGAUAGAACUUAAACCCUACAAAACACACACAAUAACAACUCUUUCCCGGCGACACCAUAGUCCGAUGGCUUUGACAAUCUCAAACAUACUGCACUGCCCUAAAUUCAAUUCCUCUCGCAACCAUUUCCGUCCCCAAAUUUCAACCUCUCUCAGGUUUCCUAGGAAAAUCAUCUGUGCUUCUGCAUCUGCUGCAGGAAGUUCUAAUCCUAAUAGUGACAUUAAUCCUUAUGAGGUUCUAGGUGUAAGCCCUAUUGAGAAGUUUGACACGAUCAAAGCAGCAUAUACAAGAAAAAAGAAGGAGGCUGAGAACAAUGGUGAUGAAGAAACUGCUUCUAGACUAGAAAAGGCAUAUGACAAAGUUAUGAUGUCUCAAUUGAGUAAUCGGAAAAAAGGUCUCACUUUUGGAUCAUUUAAGGUUUCUAAGGACAUAAAGUAUGCCGACAAGCAGCCAAUUAUACCGUGGGGACCAAGGUUUGCUAAAUCAAGUGAAAAUGAUAUUCGCAUCAACUUGGCAAUAUCUGCUGUUUUUACAGCUUGGAUCGCGGUCACUCGCAGUGCUGAAUAUAAACCUUUGCAGUUUUUAGCCUUUGCUUUUGUUUAUAGGCUUUUUGAGAAGUUAAAAUCCUUUGAAUCUCCUAAAAGCUCCACAAUUAAUGAAGAUGGCGAAGAUCCUGGAGAAGGACUGCGCAUGGGCAAGAGACUGCUCCGAUCACUGGCCUUGGUUUUUGGAUGUGUAGCUGUUUCAUCCGUGGCAUUCACUGUGGGUUUAAACAUAAUUGAGUCUGCAAGUGGUUCUAUUCCAUCUAUUCUUUACUACAGUCAGGAGUUGAUAAUCACCGCAUCAUCAGCAGUCAUGCUUUAUAUUUUGGGAUCUUUUUAUCGAUAGUGGAUCUUUCUUGAAGACGAAGAAACCAGUCAAUCUAGUGAUGAUCAGAAUACUAUGUUACUAAUCUUCCUUUUCAUUUUUCAUUUUCUAUUGUGAAUUGAGUUAUUUCGCCGUUUCACUCAAAUUUUGUCAAAAGAGAAAUAGUUGUACUUCUAAAGUAGGAAUUAGUGCGAAUUUAAAGUUUUGUUGUAUUUUCUUUUUGGUUGGGAAAAUUUGUUCUAUUUGAAUUUGAGUAUGAUUCUCAUUUGGGUUUA